AUGUGCCUGUUCAUGCUCAGUGCCAUUAGCGUCAAGCAUUGCCUUGCAGUCCUGUUCCCCAUCUGGUACUGCUGUGGCCACCCAAGACACAUGUCAGCUGUCACGUGUGCCCUGCUCUGGGCUCUGUCCCUACUGCUCACCAUUCUUGUACACAUCUCAUGUAGCUCUCUGUUUGAGAACGAUGAGCUAUGUUUGAGAAUACAUUUCAUCAUAGCCCCAUGUCUGAUCCUUCCAUUUGUUAUUCUCUGUGGGUCCAACCUGGCCUUGCUGGUCAGGAUUCUCUGUGGCUUCAGCAGGUUGCCACUGACCAGGUUGUAUGUGACCAUAGGGCUGUCAGUGCUGGUCUUCCUCCUCUGUGGCCUCCCUGUGGGCAUCAUAUGGGCUCUGGCAGGCACAGUUGCUUUUUACACUCACUUUUCAACCUUUAAGGUCCUUGAAAGGGCUGCUUUUUUGCUGUCUAGUAUUAACAGCAGCGCCAACCCCAUCAUUUACUUCUUUGUUGGCUCCUUUAGGCAGAAACAGCAACAGAGGCAGCAGCGGCAGUCCCUAAAGCUGGUUCUCCAGAAGGCCUUGGAGGAUAUGGCUGAGGGAGAGAAAACUGGAGAAAAUCUUCCUCAGGAAAAUACUGAGAUGUCAGGAUCUCCUUAA
This is a messenger RNA of Heterocephalus glaber (naked mole-rat), 648 nucleotides long. Its product is annotated as mas-related G protein-coupled receptor member X1-like. NCBI's taxonomy places the organism in Eukaryota, Metazoa, Chordata, Mammalia, Rodentia, Bathyergidae. Gene Ontology annotation, molecular function: G protein-coupled receptor activity. Gene Ontology annotation, cellular component: plasma membrane. The record is from RefSeq and is a predicted model, not a curated record. Gene Ontology annotation, biological process: G protein-coupled receptor signaling pathway.